This is a messenger RNA of Penicillium manginii, 915 nucleotides long. RefSeq names its product NAD(P)-binding protein. The record is from RefSeq and is a predicted model, not a curated record. Lineage: Eukaryota; Fungi; Ascomycota; Eurotiomycetes; Eurotiales; Aspergillaceae. The coding region runs from base 1 to 915 and encodes 304 amino acids. Gene Ontology annotation, molecular function: oxidoreductase activity. The transcript is spliced from 3 exons.
AUGGCGCAUAUUCAGUUCGAUUCUUCCCUCCUCUCAUCACUGAAUAACAAGGUCGUUGUGCUGACCGGUGGCGCAACUGGUAUCGGCCGUUCCUGCAUUCAGCAACUCUGCGAAAAUGGAGCAAAGGUUAUUUUUGGUGACAUUGCGGACGCACCAUCACGAGAAAUCGAAUCCCAGCUUAGCCCGAACGCACAAUUUAUCAAAUGCGAUUCCGCAAGCUAUUCAGAUCAACUCAAUCUCUUCAAGAGUGCCUUCGAGAAGCACGGAAGGGUGGACAUAGUCAUUGCGAAUGCAGGCAUUGCCAUUCACAAGGACCCCUUUGAUCCAAAUGCCGACAUCAACGAAGCACCCUCGAUGAAAGAGGUGGAAGUCAAUACGAUUGGGGCUCUAUUCAGCGCUCGUAUCGGCAUGCAUUUCCUCCGACGGAGCGGGGGUGGGGAUUUGGUGCUCGUCAGCAGUAUUGCUGGGUUCAAGGAAUGUGGGGGCUUGGUCGCGUACACUGCAAGCAAGCAUGGCGUCGUGGGGAUCAUGCGGGGCCUACAUCUUACAGCGACGCCGGAAAACAUCAAGGUUAAUGUUAUUUGUCCUUGGAUGACGAAGACGCGGUUGGUUCGAGGCAUUGAAAAGGGUUGGUAUGAGAAGGGAUUACCCGCGAACGAACCGGAAGACGUUGCCCGGUCGAUCUUGAUUUGUGCCACGGCAAAUCGGGGGCAGGGUGGAAAGACACACGGUGGCGCUCGUCUGCCUUUUGCGGGGAAGAUUCUUUGGGUGGCAGGUGGUGAAAGCUAUGAGAUUGAGGAUGGAAUUCAGAAUCUGGAGCCUGAAUGGCUGGGGAAGGAAAAUAGCCAGGUUCUUGCACAAGGGCAGGCAUAUUUAGCAUCUGCGGGUACUAGCUGGGAUGAGUCAAAGCUGUAA